This is a messenger RNA of Oryza sativa Japonica Group (Japanese rice), 2858 nucleotides long. Its product is annotated as probable mediator of RNA polymerase II transcription subunit 26b. Lineage: Eukaryota; Viridiplantae; Streptophyta; Magnoliopsida; Poales; Poaceae. The record is from RefSeq and is a predicted model, not a curated record. Gene Ontology annotation, cellular component: nucleus.
AACCGUAGUGACCUCGCCCUGUGUGGCUGUGUCCCCAAACCCGGUAAAAAAAAGGGCCCCCCCGGAAAGUCCUAGACCGAGAAAAGCUGCGACCUCCGUUGCGCGAGAGAGAGAACGAGACGAACGGAAGGAGUUGGGAAAGGGAGACGCGAGAUUUGUUGUUACCACUAGGAGGCCAUGGUGGUGGUGGUGGUGUGCGUGCGGGGGAAUUAGGAGGAGGAGUAGUUGUUGUUGUUUGGUAGAGUCGAGCUUGCGUAGUUCUCGUGGGCUCUCGUUUUUGCGUUGCGUGUGCCUCGCCAUCCGCCGCGUCCCUAUCCAACCCCCCUCCCCGCAUUCCCUCUCCCCCUCGUCGUCGUCGUCUUCCUCCUCCUGCGGCGGCGACGGCACAGAUAAGAUUUGGUUAGGAGCUGUUUUGUUUGUUGGGUUGAAAUCGUCAAGUAACGUGGACGUGGGGGUGAAGCAAAGGAAGGGAGGGGAGAUUGGGUUUGGGUGGUGUGAGGAUUGAUUUGUUUUUUUUUUUUGGGGUUUUCUCUUCUUGAUUGAUUCGUUCUUGGCGUUGAGGAGAGGCAGCGGUGUUCGUUAGAUUGAUUUUUCGCUGUCUCGGGAGAAUUUCGCUUUCCCGGUUGGGGGAUUCCCUCGGUGGGGGGCAUCUGAUUCGCGAUCGGGUUGGAUUAGAUUCUUUUGGUGCAACGUAAUCUGAUAAGGGGAAAAAGAAAUUUCAAGAUUGUGAGGAGGAGGAGGAGGAGGUGAUCGAGAGAGGGCAUCGAUUCUUGGUGGUGCCAGGGGAGCCAUCGGAGUCGUGGGGGUGGAGGUGGAGGUGGGGGGAGCCCGAUCUCGGGUGGCCGCGGCGGCGAUGGCCGACCGGCUGGAUCGGUGGCGCGAGCUCCUCCGCGGGGCGGCCGGCUCCGCCGGAAUCUGCGACGUGAUCGAGAACGCCAUCCUCGUCGCCGCCGCCGACGCGCCGCAGGAGCUCCUGCGCCGCCGCGACCGCAUCUGCGAGAUCCUCUUCACCGCGCCGCGCGCCCCGCCCUGCCACCACGGGUGCGGCAGCGCCGCCACCCCGACCCCGGCCACCCCCGUGGAGGAGGACAAGGGCAGCGUGCGCCGCGUCCCCGAGAAGCAGAGCAAGGUGGACAGCAGCAGCAACGGCGCCCUCGGCGGCGGCGGCGGCCGCCGCGACGACGUCGAUGACGACUCUGACUCUGACUCCGACGACGAGCGCCUCCGCCGCGCCGCGGCGAGCAACUACGGUCACAACUACGAUGAUGACGACGAGGAGGAAGAGGAGGAGCAGGAGGCGGCGCCGGCUGAAGAGGACGAAGAACAAGAGCUGGACCCCGAGGCUGUGGAGCUUGAGGCACUCACCAACGAGAUCGACGAGGAGUCACAGGUCGUCGGCGAGGUUCUCCGCAUCAAGGACCUCUUCUUGCACAAGGAAGAUCAUUCGGAUGCUACUUUGUUCGAAUCACUGAGGAGGCUGCAGCUGAUGCAAUUGUCCGUUUCCACGCUGAAGGCUACUGAGAUUGGGAGGGCUGUUAAUGGGCUGCGGAAGCACAACUCGCAGCAAAUUCGUCACCUUGUGCGCACUCUCAUUGAAGGUUGGAAAAUUUUGGUUGAUGAGUGGGUCAGCACCACUAAUGUUGCCCUUACAGACAACUCCCCGGGCUCUUCAAAAACAUCUGUUGUCGAUGAUGCUGAUGAUGAAGGGCUUCCUUCUCCACCUCUGGAUGAAGGGGCGUUCUUUGCAACCCAGACUACUGCUAUUCAACUCUCUGAGUUCUUUGAUGAAAUGGAUGAAGAUGGAAACUUGAGACAUAACAAUGAUGGGAGCCUUGGAAAUAAGAGAGAAAAUUAUGGCAGGAGGCCUACAAGCCAUCCAGCUUUGACAAAGCAAGAGCCUCCCCGUAACAUGGGAGCUGUUGAAAAAGUUCAAUCCAGGAGGCCGGAAUUGGCAAGGCAAGAGCCAUCAAUGAGGCAGGCUAACCCACAAACCCCUCAAAAUUCAAGUUUGCAAGUCAAACAGCAGGCCAUGCUUCACAAGCAAUCUAAGCCCUUGAGUUCUGAUUCUGGACCUGGGAGACCAUUAAGGGCAGCUCCUCAGCAGAAGCCCUUUGUUGAGAUGAAAUCUAGACUGGCUCGAGAGCAGGUUGCUGUUGAAAGAAAACCUGCAGCGAGCCAUGUGGAUAAAUCGAGGCUUCCUGCACAACCUUCAGCAGGAGUCAAGCUAGAGUCGGCAAAGCCAAAGAUCUAUGAUGGUUUGGAAAGCAAUAGUAGGCUGGAAGCAGCAAAGAGGAGGCUCCAGGAGCGCUACCAGGAAGCUGAAAAUGCAAAAAGGCAGCGCACCAUACAAGUAAUGGAGCUGGGCGACAUACCAAAGCCUAAGCAUCAAAAUAGACAACCUAUGAUGAAGUCAAGGAAUCACAUUAGAAGUUGGGCAAAUGGUCGGCGAUAAUUCUCCCGUGAUUCUUUUUUCCCUCAUCUGAUGAAUCAUUACCAUGCCUGGCUGGUCGGAGCGCAUAUGCAUGCUGACUCGAAACACCUGAACUUAGUUGCCAGGGCUUAGAACAGAACUUUUUUGAACAUAUAAACACCUCCAAUGGGUGGUUUCUCUUUGAAGACGCAAGAGCUGCUCCGGAUGCAAAUCCAAUAAGUAACACCUCUUGCAUCCGGAAGAGUUUAGUCAUGUCUGGUUAUUAGGAGAUUGGGCAUGUAGUUCGACCUGUACCGGCUGGUUACUUUCUUUCUUUUUCUUCAAAGGAAGCUGUAGAUACCAGAUAGAAUAAUCGUCAAUAUUCUCGUACAUUCUAUCUGCCCUCAACAUUUUACAUGAUUCAGUGAAACACUCAUGGCUCACACUA